Nannospalax galili (Upper Galilee mountains blind mole rat) is the source of this 2530-nucleotide messenger RNA. RefSeq names its product F-box and leucine rich repeat protein 4 (gene Fbxl4). Bases 303 to 2168 code for a protein of 621 amino acids. The transcript has 9 exons. Gene Ontology annotation, molecular function: protein binding. NCBI's taxonomy places the organism in Eukaryota, Metazoa, Chordata, Mammalia, Rodentia, Spalacidae. The record is from RefSeq and is a predicted model, not a curated record. Gene Ontology annotation, biological process: SCF-dependent proteasomal ubiquitin-dependent protein catabolic process. Gene Ontology annotation, cellular component: SCF ubiquitin ligase complex.
AGGAAUAUGAAAGUCUCAAGAUACAAAUGAAAAUGGCUGUUGUUGUAUGUUCCUUGAUCGUAUUUCUGUGAAGUUUGAUGUGUCCAGAGGAUCGUCUCACAUCAUAAUCACUGUUGGUAAAGAUGCCUCUUUUCAGCAUUUGUCCCUGAAAGCACUGUACCCGUUUGAUCCCACAUGGAUGAGUGCCAGCUUCUGCACUGCCCAUGCACGUUCUGUGACCACCUGAGCUGGGACCAUCCUUCAGAGUUCAUGCUUCUCACUGAGGACACCUGACCUUUUGAAGCUUCAUAAUUCACGACUAGAUGUCACCAGUCUUUCCCAUGUUAACAGUUCUGACUAUGUUUUAUUAUAUGUGCCUUCGGCGCCGAGCCAGGACAGCUACGAGAGGAGAAAUGAUGAACAGCCAUAGGACUAUAGUAUCAAACAGCAGGACUUCCCCUCUCAAUGCAGAGGUGGUCCAGUAUGCCAAAGAAGUAGUAGAUUUCAGUUCCCAUUAUGGAAGUGAGAACAGCAUGUCCUAUACCAUGUGGAACUUGGCAGGCGCACCAAACGUGUUUCCAAGUUCUGGUGACUUUACUCAGACAGCUGUGUUUCGAACUUAUGGAACAUGGUGGGAUCAGUGUCCUAGUGCUUCCUUGCCGUUCAAAAGGACACCAUCCAAUUUUCAGAGCCAGGACUAUGUGGAACUUACUUUUGAACAACAGGUGUAUCCUACAGCUGUUCAUGUCCUGGAGACUUAUCAUCCUGGAGCAGUCAUCAGAAUUCUGGCUUGUUCUGCAAAUCCCUAUUCCCCAAGUCCUCCCACUGAAGUAAGAUGGGAGAUUCUCUGGUCAGAGAAACCUACGAAGGUGAAUGCUUCCCAGGCUCGCCAGUUUAAACCUUGUAUUAAGCAGAUAAAUUUUCCCACAAAUCUUAUACGACUGGAAGUAAAUAGUUCUCUUCUGGAUUAUUACACUGAAUUAGAUGCAGUUGUGCUACAUGGUAUGAAGGAUAAGCCAUUGCUCUCUCUCAAGACUUCACUUAUUGACAUGAAUGAUCUAGAAGAUGAUGACUAUGAAGAAAAGGAUGGCUGUGGAAUGGACAGCCUUGAUAAAAAGUUUAGCAGUGCUGCCCUUGGGGAAGGGCCAAAUAAUGGGUAUUUUGAUAAGCUACCAUACGAGCUCAUUCAACUGAUUCUGAAUCAUCUUUCACUACCAGAUCUGUGCAGAUUAGCACAGACUUGCAAACUCCUAAACCAGCAUUGUUGUGACCCUCUGCAGUACAUUCACCUCAAUCUGCAACCGUACUGGGCAAAACUAAAUGAUGCUUCACUCGAGUUUCUACAGGCUCGAUGUGCUCUCGUCCAAUGGCUUAAUUUGUCUUGGACUGGGAACAGGGGCUUCAUCUCAGUUUUGGGAUUUAGCAGGUUUCUGAGGGUGUGUGGAUCCGAAUUAGUGCGCCUUGAAUUAUCUUGCAGCCACUUCCUUAAUGAAAGUUGCUUGGAGGUUAUUUCUGAAAUGUGUCCACAUCUUCAAGACUUAAAUCUCUCAUCCUGUGAUAAGCUACCACCUCAAGCUUUCAACCACAUUGCCAAGCUCUGCAGCCUUAAACGACUUGUUCUCUAUCGAACAAAAGUAGAGCAAACAGCACUGCUCAGCAUUUUGAACUUCUGUUCAGAGCUUCGGCACCUCAGUUUGGGCAGUUGUGUGAUGAUUGAAGACUACGAUGUGAUAGCUAGCAUGAUAGGAGCCAAGUGUAAAAAACUCCAGACUCUAGAUCUGUGGCGGUGCAAGAAUAUUACAGAGAAUGGAAUAGCAGAACUGGCUUCUGGGUGUCUACUUCUUGAAGAACUUGACCUUGGCUGGUGUCCCACUCUACAGAGCAGCACUGGGUGCUUUGCCAGACUGGCCCACCAGCUUCCAAACUUGCAGAAACUCUUUCUUACAGCUAACAGGUCUGUGUGUGACACAGACAUAGAAGAACUGGCAUCUAAUUGUACCAGACUACGGCAACUGGACAUAUUAGGCACGAGAAUGGUAAGUCCAGUGUCCUUGAGAAAGCUCCUGGAGUCUUGCAAAGAUCUUUCCCUACUUGAUGUGUCCUUUUGUUCUCAGAUUGAUAACAGGGCUGUGUUAGAGCUCAAUGCAAGUUUUCCAAAAGUCUUGAUAAAAAAGAGCUUUACUCAGUGACUUAAUAUGUUGUCAUUAAAAUCUUUGAUGGGGUUUUAUUGGGGGGCUGGCUUUGCUUUUUGUUUGUUUCAUUUUAAAAGUAGUGAAAAUUAAAACAUUUGUAGAUUUUAAAGAGAAAUAUAAAAUUCUGCAGUGGAUCUUGUAAAAAUGUAAAGAAAUGGUCUUAAAAUUAUUACAAGCACUUUUCUUUAAGAAUAUGUGAAUGGCUAAUGUUAUUUUCUUAUGUUAAUCAGUGGUAUGCUUUAGUCAAUAAUUAUGUAGUAAAGGAGUACUAUGGAAACCUUUUAACUUAUUUUUCAAGGAAUUUUUGAACAAUAAAGUAUUGUGUUAUUUAUGAAAAAUAAAGUUGAUUUUGCACACUU